Molecule: messenger RNA, 981 nt
Organism: Colossoma macropomum (tambaqui)
Lineage: Eukaryota; Metazoa; Chordata; Actinopteri; Characiformes; Serrasalmidae
Exons: 2
Coding region: 5-919 (304 amino acids)
Source: RefSeq, a predicted model, not a curated record
CCGAAUGCUCUUAACUUCAGACCAGUCCAUUCAGCUCAAGUAUGGUUCUCCACCACUUUAUGGCUCUCAGACGUUGGAUUCUGGGAGCUCGAAUUUAAGCUUCUACCAGCUUCUAAAGGACGGGUUCUCCAACAUCACAACCUCACAGCCCGUGUCCCUCAGGCUUAUCCGCACUACUAGUUUGAUAGAUCUCAUCCCAGUCUCAAUGUUCUCUGCCUGCUACCUGGUACACAGCACCUCAACCAUCAAAUCUCUGGCUGUGAUCAUUGUGGAAACGGCUGGAGUACAAGAUCUGCGCUUGAACAGUGGACAGUUCAACUCAACAGGGAAAUGGAACGUCAUAAAUGGUACAAAAUACUCCUGGGCUGCUGUGGACCUUUAUCCUUUGAUGUCACAAAUAAUCUGGCAUCCCUCCUCAAAGAUUGCCGUGUAUGUCUUUGAGAGAAUGGGGUCAUGGGCUCCUUAUGGAGGUCCAGCUAUCUCUAUAAACGAAGAACCAGACCCCAAUGGCUGUAUGGUGACUCCAGCAGUGUUGGACGUUGGUAAUCUGUCAAUAAGCUGGCAAGCGUCUCGUCAGUACUGUGUGAAGAGAGGUGGUCAGCUGGCUGGCCCCACUUGGAUCGGGGCCCAUCAUUCCAUGGCCCAGAAGCUGACAGAGAUUGGAGCUAGUGGUCAGGCGUGGAUUGGCCUGCGGCGCAGCCUACUGACCACAGAGUGGUACUGGCAGAGCGGACGAAGCUUCAGCUUCACCAACUGGGAAAGAGGCCAGCCGGUUAGUCUUGAGAAAGGCAUGUGUGCUUCUGUUCGGAUGGAGCCGAACGGGAACUACACAUGGAGCAGCGUGCGGUGCUGCUCCUCUCUGAGGCCUAUGUGUUACAUUCCACCACGCUACUUCAGUCUCACCAACCCGUUUGCCUGAGAACCACAAGCACCCGCUAACGCUUCACAUUAGCAUAUAGUUCUGUUUGCUUUUGCUCUUUU